Pangasianodon hypophthalmus (striped catfish) is the source of this 5447-nucleotide messenger RNA. It is a transcript of the gene hoxd4a, whose product is annotated as homeobox D4a. The coding region runs from base 3437 to 4135 and encodes 232 amino acids. NCBI's taxonomy places the organism in Eukaryota, Metazoa, Chordata, Actinopteri, Siluriformes, Pangasiidae. The record is from RefSeq and is a predicted model, not a curated record. The transcript is spliced from 2 exons. Gene Ontology annotation, biological process: regulation of transcription by RNA polymerase II; anterior/posterior pattern specification; embryonic skeletal system morphogenesis. Gene Ontology annotation, molecular function: RNA polymerase II cis-regulatory region sequence-specific DNA binding; DNA-binding transcription factor activity, RNA polymerase II-specific. Gene Ontology annotation, cellular component: nucleus.
GCGAUUACAAUAGUUGUCACUGAACUUGUGCGAGGUUGAAUUGCAUAGCAUUUGAUUCGUUAUCGUUUUAUUUUAAAUUCCACAUGGUGUUUCUGGUGUGGCUUGUUUGGUUGAAAAUCGUUAUUGUGCAAUGCUAAGUGUAGUUAGGUCUCACAGAGUAGGAAAUGUAAUGAAGGUGACGGCGUGAUUGUAAUUUAGUUGUCCGGAUUUAGUGCUCCGUUAUCAAGGAAAGUAAUGUGGGCCUCGAGGACAAUGGCUACAUCUUAAAAAGUCAAGAAUUAAGUGAGGAAUAAAGAAAUUAGAUAGCGAGGAAAAAAUCUAUCAGUUUUGCUUUCAUUUCGAUAGCAAUGGAUAGUGGUAUAUAAAAUGCAUAGUUAAAAACAAACUAACAAUAUCAUGUUAUUUGCUUCCAAAAAUGAAAUGAACCACUUCUUAAUUUGUCAUAGACUAUUCAACACUGAACUGAAUUGAACACAUUGAAUUAAUGUUUUUAAUUUAAUUAAUAAUAACAUUGACACACAUCUACAUGUUAUCUCGCACUGGCAUCAGAGUUGGGGUUGAAUCGAAAAGAGAAUCGAAUAACUCUUAUUAUUUCAAAUUUGCAUGACUUUAAACUUUAAACACGAGUUAUUUAAUCUAUUCUUAAAGAUUAAAUGUGCUCUCUAGCGCCCCCACUCCAACUAUUCAACAUGUAGAAACGCCAAAACAUACCGUUAUUAUUAUUAUUAUUAUUAUUAUUAUUAUUAUUAUUAUUAUUAUUAUUAUUAUUAUUAUUAUUAUUAUGUUAAUUUUUACGUGUAAUAUUCCUUUUAUAUGAAAAUUAAUAUAUUUUCAGUUUGUCUGAUUUCUUUAAAUAGGUACUGCCUCCAAGUGUUUGAAUUUGGGGUAUUAAAAGGAGAUGUAUUCUGAGAUACUGAAAUCAUAUUGCACAUUAUAUUUGUAAAUUAAGCAUUUAAAUUAUUAUUUAAUGCAGCCUAGAUUUCAGUUUUCAUAUUGAGAGAUGAAUGAGAGUUCUGUUGGCACUCCGUCUGCUUUUGAAAUGUAAUAUUAAACGACUAUACAAUACAAUACAAAUUUGUAAUUAUAGAACAUUAGCAGAAUGAUAUAAACGGGAAAAAAGCUGUUGAAAGAGUAACAGAGUGAAUCUAGUGACUAUUCAGGCUCUGCAAUGGAAUUUCAAUUUCCGAAAACUAUUUUUAAUAUUGUUUUAAUUUAACAUGCUAACCAGAAUUCGAAAAUAAUGUAAAAUAAUUGUGGUUCCUGGUAAACGUUAAGACAGAGGUCACGACAAGCGUUGACUUUUCUGUCCUUUUGUUCAUCAGUAACUCGGCUUUGACCCGCACGAACAAGUCUCAGGGCAAGGUGAAUCGCAGGUCAAGCUGUCUAACACAUAUUAAAAUGCAAAACGCUUUAAAGAUAAAAGAUCUGUUAUACACAAAUCAAGAUCUACUGCUAUAGGUUAAUAGCAAUAUCAAAUUACAUUUCAUCGAUAAUGUUAUCAUAUUUUUAAUCAAUAUUACACACACGGUUUAUAUAUAAUUUAAAAAUAUACUCGCCUAUUUGAUCUUUUAACAGUAAAUUAUGUUUAAAAUCACCUUAACACCUAUUCAAUUAAAAUUAAAACGUAAAGUAAAGGGCCACUGGAGCUGGUUAUGGGGAGGUCAUGCAGAAUCCCUGAAAACAAAAACCUGUGUGAUGUGAGAUUUAAAAGAAUCUGGUUGACAUAGCUUAUUUAUUUAUUUAUUUAUUUAUUUAUUUAUAUAUACAUACAUACUUAACUUCGUCCACCCGGUGUCCGAGAAUAAGUGAGACCGCCUGAUUUACUUUAGUGGUACGGGCAAAUGUCAUGUGUGAAUAAACUUUAUAAUAUCGUUUUACUGCUGCAUUAAAGCAUAACUUUACCUAGAAACACGAUGACACAUAAAAAUCUCGAUUUUAUUGGUGAGUUUAGUAUUUACUGUCCGACUGUCCGAGAAGAUGGUGCAUGGUACAAUAUUUUCCGUCAGAAAAAGGGGGGCUGAUUAAAACCUGUAUGCACGCUAUUUCAUAUGUUUAUUAUUAGACAAAAAAGUAGGAAAUUGGUUAAAGAAUUAUUCAUAAAAGUUUAUGGAUAAAUUAUUCCAUAAAGGUGGGCUUUGUGUUUGAUAGUGAGCUCUCUGCCUCUAUGCUUUGGUCACAAGCAGAAUUUGAAUGUAUAUAUCCCGUCGUCUAUAUAUACCCUGUAGAACCGAAUUUGUGUGAAAAAAUCACGGUCACAGAUUCGAUUCUAGGGGAGUAUAUGGUCGAUGCAAAAACUUCGAAUAAACUCAAAUUUUAACUUUGCAUUUCAUAUAGGCCAUUACGCGUUUUACGUGUUGCUGUAUUAAGGCCCAACGGAUGGACUCGUCUAAGUUAUACUGACAGUUGAGGAGUAAGAGCGUUGUCUAUACAGCAUUAACUUAAGUAUUAUCCCUGGUGUAGUGCAUCUUGAUUUUUAAAAAACGCCUUUGUUCUUGAUGAAGUUGUUUUGUGAAAGUGCUUUUGAAAGAGUAACUGUAAUAGCACUUGGACCAUUCUCUCGGCUCACAUAAAGACACUCUAGACAUUAGCGUUAUUUUCAUUUCAAUUAGACUCAGCAACACAAUGCUACACUAGUAGAUAAGAUACACUAAGUCGUAAUAUAAGCUAAUGUACUUUAUUCUGUCUGUUUGGGGUCAUCCGUGCCAAGCUUUAGCUUCUCAUAUUUGCGUAACCAUAGCCUCUCCACCUUCCAGUUGUGCUAUUUGGUGUUUGAUUAUUGAUUGGCACGCUGCAUUGAUGGCCAUCCACAGCGCUGCUUGGAAGCCCCUGAAAGAGUGUGUGGGCCAAUGGGGCGAUGAGACUCCUGUAACUUCUGAAUGACCUCUUCAUCACAAAGACGAUCUCAGUCAAUUGUCUACCGGCUUUAUUCGUCUCUUUUUGUGGCAGAGGUCGCAUUGUAUCUUUUAUUUGUUUACCAGUUAGAAUCUCUGGAUGGAGUGUGAUUUGUAUGGUUGAAUAUUAAUCCUAGAUAGGAAAACAAAUAUCUAUAUUAAGGUGGGUAUUUAUCUUUUAUUUUAAAUUAUUUAUAAUUAUGGAUUUUCAGUAUGGUAAUAAUGCUCACUGACCUUUGUUUAUGAGAAAGGUGUAGGCUGUUCAUUUUCAAGUUAAUUUUCAACCUUUGGGUGCAUUAGACAUGCUACACCAUUAAAUUGUGUGUUCAAUCAAUCCUAACUGAUGAAAUUAUGCAAAGUUUGUUAAAUUUGCUGCUAGGUGUGUAUGGCUUCUUACCCGCUAAUAGACUCACUUCACCUCGAUUGGCCAAAUCCGGUCACAUGGGUGGCUAACUUUAUUCAGUUGACAGCAAGUAGGAGGGCUUUAUGGAGGGAGGAAAAAAGACAACUCGAGAAAAAUUAGUAUUUUCUACCUUCAGAAAUUAAUGGCCAUGAGUUCCUACAUGGUAAACUCCAAGUAUGUGGAUCCCAAAUUUCCUCCAUGCGAGGAGUAUUCGCAAAACAGUUAUAUACCUGAGCAGGGCUCUGGAUACUACAGUCCAUCGCAGGACAGUGAUUUUCAGCAUCCAGGGAUCUACUCACGGUCAAACUACUCGGAGCAACCCUUCAGUUGUAACACUGUGCAGGGCUCAACACUACAGCCGCGGGGUCAUGUGCAGGAGCAAGGCAGCCAUCCCGGAUCUUUCCCCACUCAUGGCGAGCAGUGCUCUCCGAUCCAAAUAUCCGGCCCGAGGACUUGUGAUCAACAACAAAACACAAAGAAUCAGAACGGGAUACAGACCAGGCAACCUGCAAUAGUUUAUCCCUGGAUGAAGAAAGUCCAUGUUAGUACGGUGAACCCAGAUUUCACAGGAGCGGAACCCAAGCGCUCGCGGACAGCCUACACGAGACAGCAGGUUUUAGAACUAGAAAAGGAAUUUCAUUUUAACAGGUAUCUAACCAGACGGCGUCGCAUCGAAAUAGCGCAUACUCUUUGCCUCUCUGAGCGACAGAUUAAAAUCUGGUUUCAGAACCGAAGAAUGAAAUGGAAAAAAGAUCACAAACUGCCCAACACGAAGGGAAGGUCGGCAUCGGCUGCAAAACACGUUCAGAAGGACAACCAGACAGAUAUCACAACUUUAUAAAAGAAAUGGAAACAACUGACCCCAGAAGUACAGCUGAACUGUGUAUGAUAGACAAUGCUUCGUUUGUCUUUGCAUGGUUUUAAAUCCUGACAUUCCGAUCUUUAAGCUAUUUAAUAUGAAGCAGAAGCACACAUCAUUACCAAACGCAGUAUGAAUGGAUGCGAUGAAAGGAGCCUCAAGACAAUUUUAAAUAUUGUAUGUGUGAAGUGGCAGACUAUAGGAGGGCAUCACAACUUGAUUCACGGGCUGCCAUGAGGUAUAUAUUAAUUUUAAAAGAUUGCAAUAUCUAUAUGAAAGCAAGUGAGCUUUAGAAAUCAUAUUCUUUUAUUAUUACCAUUAUAUUUUCCGUGUAAUCACUACUCUCCUAAAUGCAUUAUGGUCUGUAAUAAAUUCGAUAAAUUAUUUUGUAAAGAAAGCAGUGGCUUAUGACUUUAGCCAAUAAUUUAUUAAACUAUUUGAUCAAAGCUCAAUAAAUCUUGAAUAUCUGGCCUGGAAAAUAUUCGCAUUUUAAUUACAGACUUGGUUAACCAAAAUAUUCGUUUUCUGUAUUGAAAAAUCCUGAAAUAAUUUAGUUACGGGUAUGGCUAACCGAAUAAUUCGUUUUAUGUAUUGAAAAAAAUCUUUAAAUAACACGAAGGUCUUAAAAAAUUAACUACUAGUAAUAUAGGAUGAAGAGAAUAAACCGUUCUUCGAAAAUUACUCUAAAACAGGAAGCGCAACAUUUGAAAUCUAUUUUACUUUGUUGACCAUAGUAUUGGAUACCUUGACGGCUAUAAAUCUCACUUGACAGUUUUGUAAACAAUGUACAAUUAAAGCAGCUGUAUAUCUGUCUUCCAGAUGUCAUCAGAAAUUCCUAAAUAAUAGUUCAUUUAUUGUUUCACGUACUUCUGGGCUUUAGCUAAACUUUUUUUAAAUCUUCAUUUCUUUAUUUAUUAAAUGCCAGAAUAAGAAUGCUGAGAGUUUGUUUGUUUUUAAUUUCUAUGUGAAUUCAAGUGGUCGUUCCUUAAAUAUACUAUGUUCAGUUAGAAAAAGUGCAUUAUUUUUUAUUCUAUAUAUUUCUGUAUUUUGUGCAUAUUUUCUACAAGCAUAUUUUCUAGCAAAUGAAUAAUAGAGCUCAUUAAGAAAAGGUUUAUCCACAGACCACGAAUACCCUGUUGCAAUAAGAAACAAUGUGUAUAGCUCGCUGAAAGAAAAGCGGUCUGCUGUUUCGGUUUCAUUAAAUUUUUAUUUUGAGCAACAGAGAUGGGCUUAGCUCUGAAAAUGUGAGUGGAGGUAUUCACGUCGUGAUUAAAGAUUGACUGUUCUACUGUUA